UUAAUGUCAGUUCAUAAACAACGUCAUUAACAAAAUUUUUAUAAAAUAUAUAAAUCAGGAAAGAAGAAUAAUAAAUGGAUAUAAAUUUUUAAUAUCAUCAAGUAGUAGUAAAAACAAAUAGAUAUUAAAUUACAUAAGAUAAUUAUCUUAAUGCAAGAUAAAGUAUAAGUAUAGCAUAAGAUAUAAAGUAUAGGAUAAGAUAUAUCAUCAUUCACCAUAUGUACAACGAGUUCGAACAUUAGACGAGUUUUAAAGAAUAAUUAGCAGAGGAAGUCGCUAUGCCUACAACGAAAGAUCAAGUUCAUGAAUUCAUUGGAUCUCACAGCAUUGUGAUUUUUUCUAAGACCACUUGUCCAUAUUGCAAAAUGGCUAAACAGGUCUUUGAUAAAAUGAAUAAAAAAUACCUGGCUAUUGAAUUGAAUGAAAGGGACGAUGGAGAUGAAAUCCAAUCUAUAUUGGGAGAAAUGACUGGAGCUAGAACAGUACCCAGGGUGUUUGUGAAUGGAGUGUGCUUGGGUGGUGGAACAGAUGUAAAAAAAUUGUAUGAGAAUGGAGAACUACAAAAAAUGUUUUAAUAUAUUAACUCAUACUAUCCAAUUCUACAUUACCUGAAAUAUUUAUGAUUCCGCUUUUUAAAUUCUGUAUUGUUGAUUUUUCUUUUCGAAUUAAUAAAGGCUAUUAUUUACAUGGUAAAGAA
This is a messenger RNA of Bombus huntii, 697 nucleotides long. RefSeq lists its product as uncharacterized. Bases 279 to 575 code for a protein of 98 amino acids. Gene Ontology annotation, molecular function: glutathione disulfide oxidoreductase activity. Gene Ontology annotation, biological process: cellular response to oxidative stress. NCBI's taxonomy places the organism in Eukaryota, Metazoa, Arthropoda, Insecta, Hymenoptera, Apidae. The transcript has 3 exons. The record is from RefSeq and is a predicted model, not a curated record. Gene Ontology annotation, cellular component: cytoplasm.